Molecule: messenger RNA, 1312 nt
Organism: Psammomys obesus (fat sand rat)
Lineage: Eukaryota; Metazoa; Chordata; Mammalia; Rodentia; Muridae
Gene: Gipc2
Product: GIPC PDZ domain containing family member 2
Exons: 6
Coding region: 54-992 (312 amino acids)
Molecular function (GO): protein binding
Source: RefSeq, a predicted model, not a curated record
GGCCGGAGAGCUGGAGCGGCAGCGCAGGCGGUCCGCGCCAUCCGACCUGCAGGAUGCCGCUGGGGCUGCGCGGGAAGAAGAAGGCGGCCAAGUCCAAGGAGGCCGCGCGCCUGGUGGAGGGCGAGAGGUCGGACGAGGGCGUCCCCGGACCCCCAGCUCCCGCACGCAGGAUGGUGUUCCACGCACAGCUGGCGCACGGCAGCGCCACGGGCCGAGUGGAGGACUUCUCCAGCAUCGGCGAGCUCUACGCCAAGAUCGCCGGGGUGUUUGAGAUCCCGCCGUCCGAGAUCCUAUUUUGUACUUUAAACACACCAAGAAUUGACAUGGGAAACCUCCUAGGAGGGCAGCUGGGCCUUGAAGAUUUCAUAUUUGCCCACGUGAAAGGGAUCAAAAAGGAAGUGAAUGUCUAUAAGUCAGAGGAUUUGCUUGGACUCACCAUCACAGAUAACGGCGUUGGCUAUGCUUUUAUCAAGAGAAUUAAAGACGGCAGCACCAUCGACUCAGUAAAAACAAUCUGCGUGGGAGACCAUAUUGAAUCUAUAAACGGAGAAAAUAUUGUUGGGUGGCGUCACUAUGAAGUCGCUAAGAAGUUAAAGGAACUGAAAAAAGAGGAACUCUUUACUUUGCAGUUAAUAGAACCUAAGAAGGCAUUUGAAAUAGGACCAAGGUCGAAAGCUGGAAAGACAUCAACAGAAAAAAUCGGCACUGCCAGAGGGACUCUUCGUCUGAGGUCAAAGGGUCCUGCCACCAUAGAAGAGCUGCCCUCUGAAGCCAAAGCAAAGGCAAUUGAAAAGGUUGAUGAUCUCCUUGAACUGUACAUGGGAAUUCGAGAUAUUGACUUAGCUACAACCAUGUUUGAAGCUGGAAAAGACAAGAGAAACCCAGACGAAUUUGCUGUGGCCCUCGAUGAGACGCUGGGAGACUUUGCCUUUCCUGAUGAGUUUAUGUUCGAUGUGUGGGGAGCCGUGAAUGACGUGAAACAAAGCAGAUGACGUGUGGGCAAGCUUGCUGCAGAAAUGACCUGAGUCCGCUUGAAGGCAGCCCUCUCAAGACCCUUAGAUACCUUUACGAACUCUGCUUUAGCGUCAUGUGUAUGAGAUACAGUCUUUGAAAUGUAAUUUGGAUUCAUGGAUAAUGUUUAAUAUAUAUAAAUCCUAUGUAGUAUGCUUAAGAUAAAUUAAUUAAAGUGUAAUCCAUUUCAGUGUUUGUUCAAAAGCUUUUAGAUUUUUUAAAGGAGAAUGUCUAUAUGGGUGAUUUUGUUUGCUGUUGACAUUCAGGCCUCACAUUCCACAUAAAAUACUUGACUACGACA